AUGACAGUGGCCGAAUAUGAAGCCAAAUUCACAGAACUAGCCAAAUUUGUUCCGAAAUUGGUAGAGGAUGAGCAAGACCGGGUGCACAAGUUUGAGAUGGGAUUAAAGACUGAAAUUAGGAAGCAAGUGGUACCCUAUGAGUUGACUACCUAUGCAGCUGUGGUGAAUAAAGCUUUAAUCAUUGAAAGGGAAGUCAACGAAGCUUUUGCUGAAAGAGAAAGAAACCAAAAGAAAAGAAACAGACCUGCUGAAUUUAAAGGGGGAAACAAGAAUUUCAGGAAUCCAGCUCAGAAGCCAAAUAAAGAUAGAAAUCUCAAAAAUGAGAGUGGGAAGUGUUCAAGAUGUGGCGGUAAUCAUGAAUUUGCAAAUUGUCCCUGGGUUACAGAUUGCCCACAAAGAAAUGAGAUUAAAUCUACGCGGGCAAUGGAAGGAAGCCAGAGGCCAAAGACUCAAGGAAGGGUGUUCGCACUUACACAACAGGAUGCACAAGCUUCUAAUGCAGUGGUGACAGGUACUAUUCCUGUAUCCAAUAUUUAUGCUUAUGUCUUAUUUGAUCCUGGUGCCACACAUUCAUUUAUCCGCAAACUUUGUCAAAGUACAUGA
Phoenix dactylifera (date palm) is the source of this 603-nucleotide messenger RNA. NCBI's taxonomy places the organism in Eukaryota, Viridiplantae, Streptophyta, Magnoliopsida, Arecales, Arecaceae. The record is from RefSeq and is a predicted model, not a curated record.